Messenger RNA from Wasmannia auropunctata (little fire ant), 474 nucleotides. RefSeq lists its product as uncharacterized. Bases 1 to 474 code for a protein of 157 amino acids. The transcript is spliced from 2 exons. The record is from RefSeq and is a predicted model, not a curated record. NCBI's taxonomy places the organism in Eukaryota, Metazoa, Arthropoda, Insecta, Hymenoptera, Formicidae.
AUGAGCUUCGACGUUGAAUCCAUGCUGACCGCGCAAAAGGACAUCCAUGGUCGUAUCUCGCGGUCAGUAAUCAAUUUGAAGAAGAUGGACAAAAUCACGCCCACCGCUGUGGAGACUCGCUUGACCUUGCUCGACCAGUACUGGGCGAAAUUUGAGACUCAACACGAGCUCAUACGAGACUUCUACAAUGAAGAUUUUGAGAAAAGUGAGUACAAUGAGAGUCAACUCUUUGAUACCGCAGAGAACACUUACGUACUGCAACGGAGCGAGCUCCGUGAAUAUGCAAAGAGCUUCGCCGCUACUACGCCGAACCCCUCGCUCCCGAGGGAACCAGGGCAUGAGGUCACCUCCAAAACGUCUCUGCCCCGCCUAAAAAUUCGAUCGUUCUCGGGCAAGUUUGAAGACUGGCCAUCGUUCCGCGACAUUUUCUUGUCCAUCGUCGGGGACAAUCCAAAGGGCCCGCUGAAAAGUUGA